Messenger RNA from Misgurnus anguillicaudatus (oriental weatherfish), 5030 nucleotides. Its product is annotated as astrotactin-2. Gene Ontology annotation, biological process: neuron cell-cell adhesion; neuron migration. Gene Ontology annotation, cellular component: endosome; membrane. The record is from RefSeq and is a predicted model, not a curated record. NCBI's taxonomy places the organism in Eukaryota, Metazoa, Chordata, Actinopteri, Cypriniformes, Cobitidae. Gene Ontology annotation, molecular function: protein binding.
CGCGCGUCCCCUCCGCGCGCUAUAAACCAUCCGCGCUUUACGCGAGACGCUCAAUCCACAAGCGGCGGCACCGCGAACGGAGCGCAAUGACACCGAGAGACGCGCGUCUCCUGCUGCUGCUUCUGAUGCGGCUCUCCGCGAGCCGAACACGCGCCGGAGGAAAACCCGAGGAGGACCGGGACACGCGAGGCGACGCGGAGAGCGCGUGCGAGGUGAAGACCGUGACCGUGUCCACGCUGCCCGUGCUCCGCGAGAAUGAGUUCAGUUUUACCGGCGCGGGCUCCGGGAGUCUCUCCGGAGGGGAGUCCAGACUCCUCCUGUUCGUCCGAAGCGACCUGCCGGGUCGCAUCUCGGUUCUGGAUGAUCUGGACAACACCGCGCUGCCCUACUUCACCUUAGAGAUGUCAGGAACAGGUGUGGACAUCUCUCAGGUGCACUGGAAACAGCAGUGGCUGGAGAACGGGACGCUGUACUUCCACGUGUCCAUGAGCAGUUUAGAGCAGCUGUCGCAGGUCACGCAACCCCCCGUCCACGAGCCCCCGCGUGUCCUGCACGAACACAUGCACCUGCUGCACAUCUCUGUGAUGGGUGGUCUGAUCGCUCUACUUCUCCUCAUUCUUCUCUUCACGCUGGUCCUGUACACCCGUCAGCGCUGGUGCAGACGCCGCCGGGCUCCUCAGAAGAGUGCCAGCACAGAAGCCACUCACGAGAUCCACUACAUCCCAUCUGUUCUUUUGGGACCACCUCAGGGCAGGGAUAGUUUUCGCGGAUCCAGGCCCCUGCAGCACAGCUCGGUCAUUGGCGUGCCCAUCCGAGAGACGCCCAUCCUGGACGACUGCGACUGCGAGGAAGACGAACAGCCCGGACACCUGCUGGAUGGGAAGGCUCACCUGGAUGAUGACUUGUGCAGCCAGGGAACCCACAGCGUGGACAGUUUGGGGAAAGUGAUGGGGGAGUCCAACCACAAACACUGUAUGGAUAACAGAGGGUUGGAUCAGGAUCAGGAGAGCGUGGAGGCUUUGAUGCAGAGGUUUAAGGACAGUUACAGGACCAACACUACAAUGGAGAUAACACACUUUCAAAACGUCAUGCACAGCUCGUCCACCGGCCGGAAGAGAGGACCGACUAACACAAGAGCCGGAGGAGGUGUGUUUGGUCAUCAGGGAGAUUCAGGAUCUGAGAUGGAUGAUGAUACUCAGAUGAAGUUUUACACUGAACACAGAGGCCGCAGACGCAGCAGAGGCGGACCGCACAGUCCCAUGAGUAAAGCCACAUUAACAUUGAUCACAGUCUGUACGUGUGUGGUGGCAGUCGUGUACGGCACACAGACUUCAUGUCCUUUAAAUGUAAAGGUCACACUUCAUGUACCUGAACACUUCAUUGCUGAUGGCAGCAGUUUUGUUGUAAGCAUGGGAAGUUACCUGGAUGUCUCAAACUGGUUGAAUCCAGCAAAACUGACCCUGUACUAUCAGACGAACACAUCCACUCAAUGGGUACGAGACUACUGCGGUCAGAGGACCACCGAACCCUGCGAACAACUCUGUGAUCAAGAUACAGGUGAAUGCAGCUGUCUGGAGGGUUACGAGUCUGACCCGGAGCACGAGCAUCUGUGCGUUCGCACCGAUUGGGGUCGCAAUGAAGGUCCGUGGCCGUACUCGAACCUGGAGAGGGGUUACGAUCUCGUGACAGGUGAACAGGCACCUGAGAAGAUCUUCAGGUCAUCCUACAGUCUUGGUCAAGGCCUUUGGCUGCCAGUCAGUAAGAGCUUUGUGGUUCCUCCGGUUGAGCUGUCAAUCAAUCCUAUAGCCAGCUGUAAGACAGAUGUGUUGGUUACUGAAGACCCAGGAGAAGUGAGGGAAGAGGCCAUCAUGUCUACAUACUUUGAGACGGUGGAUGAUCUGUUGGCAUCAUUCGGACCGGCGAGGGAUUGUUCCAAAGACAACGGCGGAUGUCGGAAGAACUUCAAGUGCGUCACGGACCGACGGAUGGACUCGACCGGCUGCAUGUGCCCGGAAGGCUUGCGGCCCAUGAAGGAUGGUUCGGGUUGCUAUGACUACUCGUUGGGCACCGACUGUACAGACGGAUUCAAUGGAGGCUGCGAACAGUUGUGUCUUCAGCAGCUGGUUCCUCUGCCCGAUGAUCCCACGUCCAGCAAUGUGCUGAUGUUCUGCGGGUGUGUACAGGAAUAUAAGCUGGCAGCUGACGGGCGUUCGUGUCUUUUGUUGGCCGAUCACUGUGAAGGUCCGAAGUGCUCGAGACAGGACACACGCUUCAAUGACACGCUCUUCAGUGAGAUGCUGCACGGAUACAACAACAAAAGUCAGCAGGUUAAUCUGGGACAAGUCUUUCAGAUGACCUUCAGGGAUAAUAACUUCAUCAAGGAUUUUCCUCAGUUGGCUGAUGGACUGAUGGUUAUUCCUCUACCUGUAGAAGAACAGUGUCGAGGUGUUCUGUCUGAACCUUUGCCCAAUCUACAGAUGCUCUCAGGAGACGUCCAGUUCAGUGAAGCCACGGGAUAUCCCAUGAUGCAACAGUGGAGAGUUCGCAGUAACCUGUACAAGGUUAAACUAAGUGCAAUCACCCUGUCCACAGAUUUCUCAAAGGUCCUGAAGUCGCUGACACCGGACAGCACGCGAGACGAGCUGCUGGCGUUUAUUCAGCAGUACGGCAGUCACUACAUCUCUGAAGCUCUGUUUGGUUCUGAGCUCACCUGCAACAUCUACUUUCCCAGCAAGAAGGUCCAACAGCAGCUCUGGCUGCAGUACCAGAAAGAAGUCACAGAUCAGGGUGGCCGUCGGGACCUGAAAGCCGUGCCCUUCAUCAGCUACCUGUCGGGCCUGCUGAAGACGCAGCUGCUGUCUGAUGACCUGGUUGCUGGCGUGGAGAUCCGAUGCCAGGAGAAGGGCAGCUGCCCGGCAGCCUGUCACCUGUGCAGGCAAACCGGCCGCGAGACACCCAGCCCGACUCCGGUCCUCCUGGAGGUCAGCCGUGUCGUACCCCUGUACAGCCUAGUGCAGGAUAACAUCACUAAAGAGGCCUUCAAAAGCGCAACGAUGAGCUCAUACUGGUGCGCGGGGAAGGGUGAUGUCAUCGAGAACUGGUGUCGCUGUGACCUGACUGCGCUCGGUAAAGACGGCCUACCCAACUGCAGCCCCCUGCGGCGGCCCGUAUUGAGACUUGCUCCUCACCUUGAGCCCUCCAGUACGAUGGUGGCACUGGAGUGGAUGGACGUGGAACCUCUGAUUGGCUACAAGGUUUCAGAUUACAUCAUUCAGCACAAGCGUGUGGAGGACCCGUCGGAGGCCGAAAUAUACACAGGAGAGGUUCUCAGUCUCAUGGAUGAUCUUUUCUCGGGCCUCGGCUCCUCGUGUGUGGUGGCGGGUCGAAGAAGCGGUGAACAUCCUCACACUACCGUCUACUCGUUGGUUUUCAAGUGCCUGGAGCCCGACAGCCUUUACAAGUUUACUCUGUAUGCCGUGGACAGCCGUGGCAGUCGAUCAGAUGCGAGUUUUGUGACGGUCCGCACGUCCUGUCCCAUGGUGGAUGACAGUAAGGCUGAAGAGAUCGCAGACAAGGUGUACAACCUCUACAAUGGCUACACGAGUGGAAAAGAGCAGCAGACGGCGUAUAACACACUGAUGGAGAUCUCUCCUCCUCUUCUCUAUCGAGUACAGCAUCACUACAAUUCACACUAUGAGAAGUUUGGGGAUUUCGUGUGGAGAAGUGAAGAUGAGCUGGGACCCAGGAAGGCCCAUUUAAUCCUGAGACGAACAGAUCGGAUGAGUCUGUUCUGCAGAUCUCUGCUCCGCAGCGGCUUCAUCCAGAGCCAGACCGAGAACGUGUCGUACAUGUUGUGCCGCAGCGAGGACUCCAGGUCUGUCGGCACGUUAUGGCACAGUUCUCUUCACGAGAGUCGUCUGGUCUGUCUGGAGAAACUCAUAUCGGUGCAACGCAACAUUUACGGGAAGUCUAAACUGCGAUGAGACGAGGGGACUCGACCUUCUCGACGGUCUCUGGCUGAUGUUUUUUAUUUUCUAAAUCCAAACGAAUGACUUUGAGACUAUACGAAGUGUUUUCAAUCCAGGGAUGAAGGUUUUCUCACGAGGACGUCUGUAUGGAGACCGGUUGAUCGGUUUUUACGACCGAAUGUAAGAAUGUAACUGCAUGACGGUGCUGCAGAACUCAAAACCAGGAAUUUAUUGACCUUUGGUUUUAAAACAUAUCUUUCGGGAAUACCUAGCCAAGACGAGGACAUGAUAGCUGGUCUGCCUUCUUUUCUAUUUAACCUUUUUUGACAUCCAUUCUGUACAUCUUUUGAUAUUUUUUGCCACUAGUAAUAGAGCAAAGUUUAAGACUUUUAUCACUGAGGCUCACAGAGAAAACUCCUGUCAUGCAUUUAAUAUCUGGAGCUGGUUGCAUAAACACAGCCGGUAUGUUAAGACUGUGUCUUAACCAACUAGCAAUUAGUUAGGGCUUAUCAAUCCUACUAAAUCGGUUAUAAUCAGUUUUGAAGAAAAAAUGUAAGACUAGUCUAAAAAGUUUAUGCAACCGGCCACUGAUCCUGUCGGUCAAAUCCAGACUAAAGUCUCAUAAUCUAAUGAUGACAUGAGGAGCAUCAACAUUUAAUUUCAAUCUUUGACAUGAUCUUACUUAGUCAAUAUUAAAGAUAUCAAGAAUAUAUUUUCACAGAAUGUUCUUUACAUUAUGUAGAAAAUAAAAUAAAUGACUUUAGCUGGGUUUUUACAGAUAGGUUCACAUCAUCUUUAAAAGGGGAAAAAGUGUUCAUAUGAGAGAACAGAAUUUUGUAAAUGAUUUUGUUGGACAAUGUGUGUUGCUGAAUAUAAUUUGGAGAAGCAGUAAGAGCAGUCAUUUGAAUAAUUCAUGCUAUAUUUAAUGUGAUAUUUCAUUAUACUAUUGUAAAUAGGACUGUAAAUGCGGUAUGUAAUAAUAAGUCAAUAUGAUUGUUUUAUGGGGUGGGGUUGUGGGUCUAUUAAAUCUGUAUAUAGAAUCUCAAGAAUCUGUUUUAUUUA